AUGCGUAUUUCAUGGGUUCUCAUCACGGCCGCGCUUUCAUGGGCCCCUACAGCCUGGGGCUUCAACCAUCCCACCUCCACCUCAUACACCUUUGAUGAGCUCUGGGAUCUCGAAACCAAAUUCUGGGACAACUUCCUCUACCCAGCCAACGUCCAACAAAUGCUAGCCAUCAACUCGACCUUGUUCACUGCAGAUGUCCAAGGCCGAGUGGACAUCACCCGAGUCUUCAACGGCAGCGAACUCAACACCGAAUACCUCUUCGGUCUCUUCUCCGAUCCCGACCACGUCAGCCUCGUCGGCGUCCCCAUCGCCUACAGCAUCACCCAAUUCAGCGGCAACGGGAACAUCGCCUCGGCCACCACGGUGGUCACCUUCAACGCCACCUCCUUCAACAACCUCCUCAUCCCCGUCACCAUCGACACAUGGAUCAUGUGGGAUUCCAACGGCCAAAUCGAACAAUACGACGCCACGUUCCGCUGGUUCGGAUUCCUCCUCGACACCCUCGUCAAUGCCCUAGCCACAUCCAUCAACGGCACUAUCGCCGAAGCCACCGCAUCUCUAACCCAACUUCUCGCGACGACGAUCUGCGCCACUCAUGAUCAGUACUGCACAGGCGAUAACCAGCAGUAUACCAACUCGUCCACAUGUUAUGAUUUCUUGACGCAGGAUAUCCCCCUGGGUAAAGACUACGAACUAGGACGGAAUACGCUGUUGUGUCGAGAAGUGCACGAGCAUAUGGUGCAAUAUGAUCCGGCACUGCAUUGUCCGCAUAUUGGGCCCACGGGGGGAGAUUAUUGUGUGGAUGAUCAGACGUAUGCGGAGAAGGUCUUGCAGAAGUAUUUUAGGAAGUCGUGGAUUGCGGGGGGUGCAGGUGAGUAUGAUGAUCAGGAUAUUUGGUUGUAGUUGGAUUGUGGGUGCAGUGGGUUCUGG
Molecule: messenger RNA, 930 nt
Organism: Aspergillus sclerotioniger CBS 115572
Lineage: Eukaryota; Fungi; Ascomycota; Eurotiomycetes; Eurotiales; Aspergillaceae
Exons: 2
Coding region: 1-903 (300 amino acids)
Source: RefSeq, a predicted model, not a curated record